AUGGGUUUCAUAUUUGUAACUGCAGCUAUUCUUUAUCUUGUAUACAUGGGUUCAUUACCCGUUCCAAAUUGCAAUAGCAGCAGCAAUGAGGAUACUGGAGAGCGCGGGGUACGGUUCGCUCAGGAACGCAAACGUCAAUUAUCCAUGAAUGCUGAUAUUAGUGAAGAUAGUUUAAUGAAAUGGAACUGUGAGCUGGAAAAAACAGCUGCUCUAUUUAUCAAAAAAUGUCGCAUCGCAAAAAUUCCGAGAACCAGUAGAACACUCGUUGGAAACGUUUAUUAUCAUUUAUUUAAGGAAUCAAGAAUUCCAGCAACGACUGCAAAUUCACAAAAUUCUUCGAACAUGGUUCUUCCGAUAUUCGGCAAAAUAUUUUAUCCAGCGUUAUAUGCAACUAUAUACCAUGAAGAGAUUGAACUAAGUAAUGAGGAAUGGCAAUAUGCCGCUGAAGUUGGUUGUUCACAAAUUUUUUGUCGAAUAGCCGAUGGAGACAAUAAAGGAAUGCUUGUGAAACUCGCUGCUUGUUUUUAUAAACUUCGGUUAGUCUUUUCAUUAAGUCUCGUUAGAAGUGAGCAGAAUUAA
Molecule: messenger RNA, 579 nt
Organism: Dracunculus medinensis (Guinea worm)
Lineage: Eukaryota; Metazoa; Nematoda; Chromadorea; Rhabditida; Dracunculidae
Source: the annotation of a GenBank genome assembly